This is a messenger RNA of Penicillium soppii, 1614 nucleotides long. Its product is annotated as cleavage polyadenylation factor subunit CLP1. Lineage: Eukaryota; Fungi; Ascomycota; Eurotiomycetes; Eurotiales; Aspergillaceae. Gene Ontology annotation, molecular function: polynucleotide 5'-hydroxyl-kinase activity. The transcript is spliced from 2 exons. The record is from RefSeq and is a predicted model, not a curated record. The coding region runs from base 1 to 1614 and encodes 537 amino acids. Gene Ontology annotation, biological process: tRNA splicing, via endonucleolytic cleavage and ligation. Gene Ontology annotation, cellular component: mRNA cleavage factor complex; nucleus.
AUGUCGCUUCCCGGUCUAGAGCUGACCCAGCCAUCGGAGGAUAGGCCACAGGCCGCCGCACCCCCAUCGCAAAUCAACCUGACCCCAGGCUCCGAAUGGCGCUUUGAGGUCGCCUUUGGACAUAUUAUCAAGGUUAAACUUCUCAAUGGAACCGCAGAGCUUUUCGGUACAGAGCUCGCCGAGUCGCAGACCUACUCCUUCACCGGCACAAAAGCCGCAAUUUACACUUGGCACGGCUGCGCGCUGGAGGUCAGCGCGUCCGAAGCGGUACAGACUACAUCCGACGGAGUGACACCGACAGUGGGCCAUGGCGCAGGCGGUUGCCAGAGUGAAUACACGGCCGAGGAAACACCCAUGGUCGAAUACGCCAAUGUGCACUUUGCGCUGGAGACGAUGCGCGAAGAGGCGCAGGCUGUAAGCAAGGACGGUCCGCGCGUGCUUCUUCUCGGUUCGGAAAACUCGGGAAAAACCACCCUCGCGAAGAUUCUGACUGCCUAUGCGACGAAGAUCGGCCGCCAGCCGCUCGUCGUCAACCUUGACCCGACGGAAGGCAUGCUCGGCGUGCCGGGCACACUGACUGCGACUGCAUUCCGGACUAUCUUGGAUGUCGAGGACGGCUGGGGAAGUAGCCCCAUGUCCGGGCCCAGCCCGGUGCCUGUCAAGCUGCCUCUUGUAUACAGCUACCCGAUGCAAAGCCCGCUCGACAGCGAAGGCGCCGUCUAUAAACCAAUUGUGUCGCGGCUCGCGCUGUCAGUGACUGGCCGCAUGGCCGAAGACGAGGACGCCCGCGAAACUGGAAUCAUCGUCGACACGCCCGGAGUUUUAGGAUCCGACAAGCCCGGCAGCAUGGACCUGAUCAACCACAUCGUGACGGAGUUCUCGAUAACAACGAUCCUAGUCCUAGGCUCGGAGCGCCUUUACAGCGCCGUCGCCAAGCAAUACGACAACAAGCCCAGUUCCAGCGCAACGGCUGCCAUCUUUGACGAGCACAUCUCUGUCAUCAAACUAUCGAAGUCAGGCGGCUGCGCAGACCGCGACGAAGCCUUCCGCAAAGCAACCCGCGAAUCUCAAAUCCGCACCUACUUCUUCGGCAACCCCAAUCCAUCCUCCUCCCCCUCCUCAGCAAUAACCCUCUCUCCGCACGCCCAGCAACUCGACUUUGCCGCCCUCCCCAUCUACAACUACACCACGACCUCCGCCGACGAAGACGAAGACGACUACGACCCCUCCCAGCUGGGAACCGACUUCCUCCCCGGCGGCGAGUACGAACAGAAACAAGACCCAGACCGCGCCGUGCCCCUCCCCGGCGUCGUGGGCUCGUUUGCCGAACCUGCCUCACCAGACGCGAAGGAUAGCUCCGUCCCGCUGAAAAAGCUACAAGCGCCGGCGCCCUCUGCUCUGGCGAAUACCCUGUUGGCUAUUACCCACGCGCCAGCUAAUGCGUCGCCGGCGGAAGUGCGCGACGCGAGUAUUAUGGGUUUCUUGUAUGUUGCCGAUGUGGACGUGGAGAAGGGCAAGAUCCGUGUGCUUGCGCCGGUUGGUGGGCGCAUGCCGCCGCGUGCGAUUGUUUGGGCUAAGAGGUGGCCCGGGGAGCUCGUUGGGCUUGUGGGAUAG